Molecule: messenger RNA, 825 nt
Organism: Cryptococcus wingfieldii CBS 7118
Lineage: Eukaryota; Fungi; Basidiomycota; Tremellomycetes; Tremellales; Cryptococcaceae
Exons: 4
Coding region: 1-825 (274 amino acids)
Source: RefSeq, a predicted model, not a curated record
AUGAACCUCCCAAGCAACGGCGAGUCCAGCCGCCCAUACGCCUACUACUCGCCCCCACAGCCCCAGGACAAUAAUGCCGUGUUUGAAGCAUUCGAGGCUUACUCGUUCAACGACGACCCUGAAUUCAGAGCGGGUCUGCCGGCAGUCAUCAGCGCUAUAAGAGGGCAAAAGAUGAACCCAGCGAGUAUCGACGAGAUGCUCUCCAGAGCUCAGUGGUUUUACUUUACCCGAAAGCGGAACGUUCAAAUCCCCUGGGAAGCCUAUGUCCACUACUCGCGCCAACCCCACUCGUCUCCUCCUCGCCAAAUAAUCCCCCGAGAAGGGCUCCGCCAGCUCGACUCGCUAGCAGAAGCCAGGCGGAUGAUGUCGGCAACGUGUAAUGUGGGCAAUGAGGGCAUGAGCUUUGAGAUGCUUGUACGGCUUAUACAUGAAGGGAGGGCAGAUGAAGUGCCGAGGGAGGAUGUGCCAGAUGGAAUUCAUGAUGGCCCACCAUCACAGGCCACGAUGGCGCACCGACCAAAACCAUGGGAGUCCCAGACCCUCCUACCAGACACUUCCUUGACCCAUUCCUUCUUCCAGCCCACCCCUCCCUCAAACACAAACACCUGCUCCACUCCCUCCACUUCCGGCACGGCCUCGGCCGACCCAAACGCUGAGACAACCGGACUGGCCUAUCACGGAGGCGUCUUUGAUCUCACAGGUAUGCAGGGCUAUGGCGAGAUAAGUGAAGAGGAUCUAGCAAUGAUACUAGGUGGAGAGCACAAUGUUGAUCGGGCUGAGGGGGAGAGCAAGACGGAUGGAUGGUCGUGGCUGCAGCCUCCAUGA